UAUCGGGACGGCAAAGCUUCCUGAAGCAAAGUAUUUGUUAAAAUAUAAGAUUGCGUGUGUCCUUUCGUUGCAGAUAUACUAGGAAUUAAGUAAACAUGCAUCGAAAUAUUUGUUUUUAGCUCGGGGUCUUAAACACUGUCUAAAUGGGUGCAUAUUACUGUGCUAUAUGUAGACAGACAACAUUCACCGGGAAGAAACAUAUCUUCGGGAAAAAUCAUCAAAGCACACUAAGAGUGGUUCUUUUAAAAUUCUUAGAAAAGGUAAAGGAGGCUCGCCGGACACUUAAAAAACCGCAGGUAGAAAAGUUUGACUGCACCCAGCACAAGAAGACUUUCUGGUGCUACUGCUGUGGGCUUGAAAUUGAUAGAAAUGUCACAGACGACAACAUGACUGUGCUGUACGGAGGCUUGUUGGAACACAUGGCCACCCCCGAGCACAGGAGGAAUACUCACAAGUUCUGGUGGGAGAAUAAGGCUGACCCCAAGUUAAGAGACAAAGUCAUCGUCACAGAAGAGGAAACUGAAAGGUUUAAAGUUGAGGUGGCAAAAGCGUUGGAAUCAUUUGUGGAGCAGGAGGAUGAAUUCAUUAAACAGCAAGCUGAUUAUAUCCGGACACAGGAGAAGAAUCGCCAAGAGGUCCUUCAGUCUCUUUUAGAGCGUGAGGCAGAGUCGGAGCUGUUCAAUGGAGCCAAUGGAACAGACUUGUCUGCUGAGGAAACUGUCAGCUCUCAGUUUACACCUCAGGGAUCAGACCAGCAGGCGGGGAGCAGCUUUGUUCAGUCAAUGGUCAAGGCACCGCGGGCGGCAACAGGACAAGGCCUGACCUUCAUAGGCUAUCAGGAUACUUCAAACAGAGGAAAUGUUCAUACAGGUGCCGUGCCUCCUUGGCUCCAGGAAGAUCCUCUGGAGGGGACCUCUGGUGCCGCAGCACAUCCAGAGAUCGGGCCAUCGCUCCAAGGGUUCCUCAAACAGAAGGAGCAAGAGAAGCUGAAGAAGCUUCCCCCGAACAGAGUGGGAGCCAACUUUGAUCACAGCUCCCAGACAGACGCCAACUGGCUUCCCUCCUUUGGUAGAGUGUGGAACAGUGGCCGGCGCUGGCAGUCCAGGCACCAAUUCAGACAAGAGGAAGGGCAGAAGAGCAAGAGGAAGAAGAAGAGGGAGCCCAGCACUGAAGGGUCAAAGAGAGCAAAACCCACUGAACAGACAACACAAUCUGACAACACUUAAAACAAGCUACGGCGUGUCAUUAAUGAGUCAAAGAUGUAUAUAGUUUGCGAAAUGUGAUAUAAUGGGUACUUGUUUAAAAAUGCUCAGCCUACUAGACGCCCCUAAAGUAUUAACCCAACAAAAAGUAGUGUUUGUAUCAGGGGGCAUUGUAUAUAUACUUAGACUCAAUUGGAAAAACAUUUUUGGAUAGUUACCUUUAACAAUUGUUUUUAUUGUGCCUGUUACUGGUGAGACUACAGCUCUUUAAGAGGUCAAAAUGACCAUUCUGGCAAGCAAACAGCAGGGGGCGCCAACCACUCAGCUAACCCACACAUCUGCUGUGUUUAAUAGAAGUAUUGACAUUAAGGCAAGCUGUUGAAACUGACAUUAAAACAACCGCAUGGUAAAACCUAAACUGUAUUAUCCAUUUUUUUAUAUUACAUUUUUCCUUGUCUGGCAAAAGACAGCACCAUUUAAUGUUGUUCUUGUUGUUUUUGCAGCUGAGUGUUUUGUUUCUGCCUCAAAUGUUGACCUUUUUAAUGUUAUUUAUUAAACAACCCAAUAUGGACAUGUACAAAAUGAUGGCGGCAGUUAACAGUUUUCUUAGACCUCCAACAAUAAACACGUCUCUUUAUUGCAGUGAA
Molecule: messenger RNA, 1849 nt
Organism: Trematomus bernacchii (emerald rockcod)
Lineage: Eukaryota; Metazoa; Chordata; Actinopteri; Perciformes; Nototheniidae
Gene: cenatac
Product: coiled-coil domain containing 84
Exons: 11
Coding region: 144-1226 (360 amino acids)
Source: RefSeq, a predicted model, not a curated record